Cynocephalus volans (Philippine flying lemur) is the source of this 1651-nucleotide messenger RNA. RefSeq names its product transmembrane p24 trafficking protein 4 (gene TMED4). The transcript is spliced from 5 exons. Gene Ontology annotation, cellular component: endoplasmic reticulum; endoplasmic reticulum-Golgi intermediate compartment; Golgi apparatus. Lineage: Eukaryota; Metazoa; Chordata; Mammalia; Dermoptera; Cynocephalidae. The record is from RefSeq and is a predicted model, not a curated record. Gene Ontology annotation, biological process: intracellular protein transport; Golgi organization; positive regulation of canonical NF-kappaB signal transduction. The coding region runs from base 1 to 684 and encodes 227 amino acids.
AUGGCGGGUUUCGGGGGCGGGAGACUCCCUGCUAUGGGGCUGGCGGCGCUGCUGCUGUUCGCGCUGUGCACAGUGGGCACCUGGGGGCUCUACUUCCAUAUCGGCGAGACCGAGAAACGCUGCUUCAUCGAGGAAAUCCCCGACGAGACCAUGGUCAUCGGCAACUAUCGCACCCAGAUGUGGGAUAAGCAGAAGGAGGUCUUCCUACCCUCGACCCCUGGCCUGGGCAUGCACGUGGAAGUGAAGGACCCCGAGGGCAAGGUGGUGCUGUCCCGGCAGUACGGCUCCGAGGGCCGUUUCACGUUCACUUCCCACACGCCCGGUGACCAUCAGAUCUGUCUGCACUCCAACUCAACCAGGAUGGCUCUCUUCGCCGGUGGCAAACUGCGAGUGCACUUGAAUAUCCAGGUCGGAGAGCACGCCAACAACUAUCCCGAGAUCGCUGCUAAGGAUAAGCUAACGGAGCUGCAGCUCCGCGCCCGCCAGCUGCUCGAUCAGGUGGAGCAGAUCCAAAAGGAGCAGGAUUACCAGCGGUAUCGUGAAGAGCGCUUCCGUCUGACCAGCGAGAGCACCAACCAGAGGGUACUGUGGUGGUCGAUUGCUCAGACCGUCAUCCUCAUCCUCACUGGCAUCUGGCAGAUGCGUCACCUCAAGAGCUUCUUUGAGGCCAAGAAGCUGGUAUAGAGCCCUCUCCAUAUGACCCUUCCUUUUCACCUCAAUUAUUUGGUACUUUCCCCACCCUAUCCCUUAUCCACCUGGAUUUUGAGGGAAAAAAAGAAAAAAAAUAUGUCACAUUGGUUCCAUGGCAGCAAACCAUUCAGAUCAGCCACUUAUUAACCCUGGUUCUCAAGGACACAGGACAUUGGUUCAAGCUUUCAAAAUCUGUCUUAGGGCUACCCAGGACUAAGUCUUGCUUCUCUUGCCUCCAGUGAUUCCCCUCUAUUCUCAUACAAAAUGAGCAAAUGAAAAAUCUCUCCUUCACCUCUGCUCUUUUUUUUUUUGGUGGCUGGCCAGUGCGGGGAUCUGAACCUUUGACCUCAAUGUUACAACACUGCGUUCUAACCAACUGAGCUUACCGGCCAGCCUGACACCUCUGCUCUCUGUCUGCUUAUGCAGUGGGCGAGUGGCAUAUCCCAUGGAGGAGGCCCUGACCCCUGCUCUGUGGUCAGUCCUGGGUUCACUCAAUGGCUUUGUGAAUGUAAAUAAGGGGCAGUCUUGGCCCUGGAGGAUUGAGAUGUUUUUCUAUAGUAGAACUAUUUUUUGAUAAAUUAUAUAUUUUCCUUCCUCAUUGAAGUGCUGCUGCCUGUAACUAGCUGAAAACACUAAUGCAGUACAUAUACGUUGUUUAUUCGCACAUUUCUAAUAGCUACCAUGGCAGCUCUCAUGAUUUCAGUGCUCUGUGGGCAGACGUUACAGCUGCUCAUGGCUGUAUCAGAGGGCCAAGCAGAGUUCUCUUACACAUUUGUGAUUUCCAUCCCAUAGGGCCUCAGAGUCAGAGGUAAGGCAGUGACGGAGCUAGCAUGGGUCAGUGCACUCUUACCCUCCCUCAUCCCUUAACUUUUAUUUAAGUUGUGUUAAAUGUUUUCUUCAUGGGAACCAGAUUUGGUUCUUUAUACACAUUUUUUCCAGUGAAAUAAAAUGUGUUGUAGUA